Molecule: messenger RNA, 1166 nt
Organism: Blepharisma stoltei
Lineage: Eukaryota; Ciliophora; Heterotrichea; Heterotrichida; Blepharismidae
Source: the annotation of a GenBank genome assembly
AUGGGAAAUAUAUGCAGAAAGGAUCCUCUGCUUCUUACCGAACCUAAUGAAAAUCGCUUAAAAAUAACUCAAACAUACUGCAUUAGCGUUCAGCCUAAUUUAGUAAAGCCUCAAAAAAAUUCUCGGCUUGGUGUUAGAAAUAUAUCUAGCAUUGAGUGUCGAUCAAUUUAUCGAGAUUUGAAGUUUGAGUGCGGUCUGAUGAAACACAAAAUUAAUGAUUUAAUUGGGCAGUCAAAAAUACUGCAAGCAAGCUUAGGUGAGAUUUGUGUAUUUGCUCAUAUAGGCAAAAAUAAUGAAUUCUGAAUUGGAAGUUAAAGUCCUCAAGGAAAUGACGCAAAAUCUUACUAAACCUGCACUUUAUAUUGAAUAAAAUAUCGGUGAUGAAAAAUUUAUAUGUAGCAAAAACUAAUUUUUAUAUAAAUAAUUUUGCCCUAGUUUAUAGCGUCUGCACCGCUAUAGCGUGACUUGACUCAUACUAUCCACAGCAGCUUCGAUUUCUGAUGAGUUAAAAAAAGAUGACAGUUCAGCUUCAUGCUUGACAAAAGGGCAUCCCUUUGUAAGGAUUUGCCAACUUGGAGUUGACUUUUCGCCCUUUGUCGCUUGCUAGAGCUCCAAGUUGCUGUCAAGAAGUAUGCGUCAAUGCACGCUAUCGCGGUGCAGACGAUAUAAUAGAUUAUUGUAAGUAUAAUGAUAUUUAAACCAUUUAAAUGUAUAAUGAUUAAUAUUUUAAAUCAAUUUAUUUUUUUUAUUUUGAAAAAUUGCUUUCAAAACUAAAAUAAUCCCUAUAAAUUGGGGACAUGUAGUUUUUUUCCUAGUUUAAAGGUGGUAAAGAAAAUAUUGAGAUGAAUAAACGAUUAAAAUCUAAAGAAUUGCCCAUCAAUGAAGAAAAUCUAGAAGUUUUACAGCAAAAAGCUGAAAAAUCUCAAUAUGAAGUAAAGAUUUUGAAGUGUGAAAUUGAAAAAUACAAGGAAAGCGCUAAACAUACAGAAAUAAAACUAAAAGAAUUAAAGGAUUCAGCUGAUAGCAGCAUUAUUCAGACUUUCCAGGAUCUUAAAAGUGAAAUAGAUUUUUAUGAAUCAAAAAUUAGCGAAACUGAGCUAGAAAAUUUAGAGCUGGAAAAAAAAAUUGAUCUUUGGAACUACGAAAUCAAUUGUAUUGGAAUAUAA